CGCUCAUACGGGCGGCCCAACACGCUCAUUAUGCUUCCACAGGCCGCUAGAAUGCGUGCCACACGCCUCCCCCGUGUCGCUCCCCGUUUCCGAUCAACCGGUCACCCUCCUUUCGUCCAUACGCCUGCUCGUCAAGCUUCGACAGCUAGCGAGACAGCCACCAAUGCGCGCUCCGCUGGUACUCGAUCAAAAAACUUCAUAUACGGGAGUGCUUUGACUCUGGCACUUUCUUUCGGCUAUCUAUAUCUAACUGAUGCGCGAGCUGGCGUGCACGAAUGGCUAGUCGUGCCUGCCAUGAGGCAAAUCUACCCCGACGGAGAGGACGCACAUCACGCUGGAACCGCCAUACUCAGAGCUCUAUACAGCUUUGGAUUGCACCCAAGGGAGAGAGGCAACCCCGAUGCCGCAGGCGAUCUCGAAGUGGACGUGUUCGGACAUCGAUUAAGCAAUCCCAUCGGAACAUCAGCUGGCUUAGAUAAGGGUGCAGAGAUACCGUCGCAAAUGUUCCAACUUGGGGCUGGUCUUGUUGAAGUGGGUGCUGUGACCACUAUUCCACAAGAAGGCAACCCCAAACCACGGGUUUUUCGAUUGCCAUCACAGAAUGCGCUCAUCAACCGGUAUGGAUUCAACUCUGAGGGAGCAGAAUUGGUUGCUAUGCGGCUGCGCCAGCGCGUGCGAGAGUUUGCAUACCAUGCAGGUCUUGGUCUGGACCAGGAAGCAGAACGGAUUGUGCUGGAUGGCGAAGCUGGGGUACCUCCUGGGUCUCUUCAGGCUGGGCGGCUCAUGGCGGUGCAAAUCGCGAAAAACAAGACUACGUCCGAACACGAUAUGGAGGCAGUCCAAAGCGAUUACACAAGAUGUGUCGAGUACUUGGGGAAAUAUGCUGAUAUCAUUGUGGUAAAUGUCUCAAGUCCAAACACACCCGGUCUGCGUACCCUGCAAAAUGUCGAGCCUCUCACGCGACUGUUGUCCAGUGUGGUGCAAGCAGUGAACAAGGUUGACCGGAAGACAAAACCUGCUAUCAUGGUCAAAGUCAGCCCUGAUGAAGACUCGGAAGAGCAGGUCUCCGGGAUCUGUGGGGCGGUAUGGGAUUCUGGUGUUGAUGGUGUCAUUGUUGGAAAUACUACGAAGAAAAGACCUGUUCCCCUCCCCAAGGGCUACUUGCUCCCUGAAAAGGAUGCAAGUGCCUUACUGGAGCAAGGAGGCUACUCUGGACCCCAAAUGUUCGAGCGAACAUUGAGUCUGGUCAAGAGAUAUCGCAAAAACCUCGACGAUGGACCGAAGCAACUCCCACCACUGAAGUCACCGGACCAGUCAGCUGGCGACGCCUCUGAUUCCUCCGUGCUUGAUAAAGUAAACCCUACAGAGAAGCUGUCUGAGACCGUUGAGGCCGCCAAAGCUUCGCUGCCGGAUGCCACUACUGAACUACCCGCUGCAUCAUCUCCGCUGUCAACCAAUGUGGAUGAUAUCGGUGAUUCAGCUCCUCUUCUCGCAGUACAGUCUCAGGCAGGCAAUGCCGCACCGGCUCCUGUUGGUCCGCGCAAGGUCAUCUUCGCGACAGGAGGCAUCACAAACGGCAGGCAAGCGAGAGAGAUACUAGACGCUGGAGCAAGUGUGGCGCAGGUGUAUACAGCGAUCGUCUACGGCGGCGCGGGUACAAUAAGUAAGAUCAAAAAGGAAAUGAGGGACACAGCAGAUACGGAAAAGCGAUGA
Messenger RNA from Periconia digitata, 1713 nucleotides. Lineage: Eukaryota; Fungi; Ascomycota; Dothideomycetes; Pleosporales; Periconiaceae. The record is from the annotation of a GenBank genome assembly.